UAUAGUAAUAUAUUCAUUCAAGAAAGGUCACAAAAUUUCUGUUGUAUACAAACAAACUUAUUGCCAUAUUUGAUUUAUUAUGUUUCUUGCGAAAAAUAUAUAUACAUUCUUAUUUUUGAAAAAUUCUAGUCACUUAUAGUACUUAAUAAGCACUUAUAAUACUUACCUAUAGAUAGAUUGUUUUUGACUGUUUUGAUUAAAUGGAGGUUAUGGAUUACGCAGAAGGAGAAGAAGCACAAAUGGAAUAUGUAGUAGAAAAUCAAUCUGAAGAAUCCGAUAAUGAUAAUGCUGACGAUUUAGAAAUCCAAGCUCAAACAGAAGAUACAAAAGACAAUGAUGAAAAUGAAACAAAAGCAAAAAAGGCAAAAGAAACAACUUUAGAUGAAUCUGAUAUUGAUUCUGACCAGUCUUGUCCAAUAUGCAUGGAUUUAUGGACUAGUUCUGGGGAUCAUCGUUUGUGUUGUUUACGAUGUGGACAUUUGUUUGGAUAUAAUUGCAUUUUAAGAUGGUUACAAACUUCUUGCACUAGUGGCAACCGUCGUUGUCCACAAUGUAAUAGGAGAGCUGCUGUGAAAGAUAUCAGAAUGUUGUAUGCCAAAAAGUUAACGUCUAUAGAUACCAGUGAAUUGGAUAAAUUAAAAGAACAAUUAAAUAAUGUUAGUUCUGAAAAAAAUCGUAUAGAAAUGGAACUUUCAAAAUAUACUUUAAGACAAAAGUUAUUUGAACAGCAAAUUGCUAGUAUGAAGAAUAGGAUCUCUGAACUAGAAAGUCAGCAAUCAGAAAUAAAUGUUCAUUCUUGCCAGGAGAUUUCUAAGCAUAUGAUUAAAAAGUUCCAUUUAGAUCGAUCUAUAGAGAUAUGUAAGGACGGCGGUUGCCGUGUAUUAGACUACAACCCAUGGUUUGGAUUCCUAGUUGUAUCUCAGAAGUCAACUAAUAUGUUAUUUUCGGGUUAUGGUAUUAAAAAAAUUGACUCGGAUAAAUUUCAACCACGUCAAUUUAUUCUUUUACAUAAUCAAGUUAUAAGAGAUAUUACAUUUAAUACAACUCAACAGUCAUUGCUGCUUAGUGUUGGUUUUGAUAAAUGUGCAAAAUUAAUGGAUAUUCAAAAUCACAUUAUUUUGCAUACUUAUCAAACAGGAUCUCCAUUGUGGAGCUGCUGUUGGUCAGGCAAUAAUUCAAAUGUGUUUUUUGCGGGUGCACAAAAUGGAUCUAUAACACAAUUUGAUAUUAGACAAACUUCUGGUGCUGUUGAAACUUUAGACAAUACAGGCGACAGAUCACCAGUAGUUUCUCUAGCAACAGUGCCAUCUAAUCCGGGUAGCGGUAUUAGUCGAGGUGGAUUCAUAGCAUGCCAUUUGAGUACAUGCUAUGCUUAUGAGCAAAAAGACUCAAAAUAUUUACCUAAACAAAUAUUCCUUGAAGGUCCGUUUAUAUCUGUGUGUUAUGAUCAAAAGAAUAAUCAUACUUUAAUAUCUUCCCGACCAAAUGCUAGACAGCCUCAUGCACGACACAUAGUAUGUACUAUAGAAAAAGACAGUGAGGAAUCAACAAUUUGUAAUAUAGUACAUACGUUCCAUGCUGGUAAUUCUCAACAGUUAUUGUCUCGACCAUGUUACUUAAAUAUUGAAAAUGAUACAUUAGUUGCUGCAUACCAAGAAUCUAGUACCAGUAUAUCAUUAUGGAGUGUAUCUACUGGAAAACAAGUAAAUAGUCUUCCUGUUUCUGAUCCUGUAGUGGAUAUAUGUGCAGUUGACGUUAGUAAUAAUUUAUAUUUGGCAACACUCUCUUCAAAAAAAGUUAGAAUUUAUAAUCAUGGAUAACUAUCAUUACUAUGGAAGUAAAUAAAAAUAUCUCAUAUUUUUUCUAUACACAUCAUACAUUUAUAAUGUAAUAGGUACAUGAUAUAACUAAUAAUAUUGUAUUUGCUUCUACAUUAAAUUUAAACAACAUUAUUUUAUAUAAAAUUAUGUGUUGUCAAAAAAAAGUAAUGAUACAAAAUCUAAACUCGUAAAUAUGAAACAUAAAUUUUCUUAUUAACGACAAUGCAAAAAUUUCCAUAUACAUAACUUGAAUUAUCAAAAAAUACUAAAAGGAAAUUUUUAUGUUACCAUUUCCCAUUUAAAGAUACACAUGUUUAUCGCUGUGCAUAUAUACAAUGAAUAUUUGUUAUAUAAAUAUUUUUCUAUCACUCUAAAAACUGUUUCAGUAGUUUUCCUAUUCUAUUUCAAAACAGGAUAAUAAUAUUAGAGAUAAUUAUAUAUUUAUAUACUAUUAGAUAAUAU
This is a messenger RNA of Bombus terrestris (buff-tailed bumblebee), 2282 nucleotides long. RefSeq names its product E3 ubiquitin-protein ligase RFWD3 (gene Rfwd3). NCBI's taxonomy places the organism in Eukaryota, Metazoa, Arthropoda, Insecta, Hymenoptera, Apidae. Gene Ontology annotation, biological process: protein ubiquitination; interstrand cross-link repair. Gene Ontology annotation, molecular function: ubiquitin protein ligase activity; protein binding. The record is from RefSeq and is a predicted model, not a curated record. The coding region runs from base 201 to 1820 and encodes 539 amino acids. Gene Ontology annotation, cellular component: nucleus. The transcript is spliced from 3 exons.